Molecule: messenger RNA, 2034 nt
Organism: Leptonychotes weddellii (Weddell seal)
Lineage: Eukaryota; Metazoa; Chordata; Mammalia; Carnivora; Phocidae
Source: RefSeq, a predicted model, not a curated record
AUGGAGAAGUUUCUGCAGAUCGCGCCUCACUCUCUGGCCAUCGUCCUGGGCCCGGCCGAGGGGCCAACGGCGGAGAGGUCCGGGGCCGCCCACCCCGCGCCCCCGGCCCAGCCCCGCCAGCUCGCCCGGCACCACAUCGGCUACGAGAUCUUCGCCGACUUCAAAGCCGAGAACAUGCAGCACUUCUGGAACAAGAAGGUCACGGCCGCGGUGGCCGAGACCUUCUUCCUGGGCUGGAUCGACGAGCAGGUCCUGCUGAUCCAGGGCAAGGAGGAGCAUCUGGAGGCGCUGCGCGAGGGCUGGACGCGCCGGGCGCUGCGGCCGCCCUCGGGCUUCCACAUCCGCUGCCUCGAAAGUUGCUCAAAAGCAGAAAACAUGGACCAAAGCGUUGAAAUUGUGACGAUACAUGAACAUUGUGUAGGAACAACUCUGCCUGGAGACCAUGAAUGAAAAACGUAGAGUAUGAGGAACUAAGGACUUUUUGAGUAUUAAUCAUAAAUAAGCUUACUUAAGGAAGAAAUAUAAGUGCAUGGAAUUCUUUAACAUUUGGAAUUACCAGCCUGCUUGUAUCCCUAGAGGUACUUGUGUGCUGGGUGACGCUGUCUUACUUCCUAACUUUGUGCAGCAUUAUCUUUGUAACCACUUACAGGUCUUGUAAAUGCUCUGUUACCUUAUUUCCAUUGUAACUGUGAUUGAAACAAGUUUUGUAAGAAUGAACAAUUCUUUGAACAAUUUGAGAUGUAAUUUUGUGUCCAGAGGAUUGAUGCUUUUGUGUAUUAUGAGUUUUCUUCACAAAGGCAUUAUCUUAUUAAUUUUAACCAACUCUGGAAUAGGCAUCAUAAGCAAGGAGGGAAAUAAUCACAACAGUAUCUUAAGUUUUCAUGUGCACAGAUUUUUAUGCACUAGAGCAGCGUGGAGGGGUCUGAUGCACAGUUAAAGCAUUCCUUUGUUGGGGGGACUGUGGUGACCUCCACUGCAUCCGAUGGACAUUCAUUAGGGUUUUCCUUUUCAUUCCCUCCCUAAGAGAAAGCUUAGUAGCAGGCAAGCAAAACCCCUAACCUAUGGAAACUGGUAUUUCACAUAUGGGAUGCUUCAGCCGAGGUAAAAAUCUGUCAUUUUUAAAAAAAAUUAUUAAUCCAGAAUUCCCCUAGUUAAUUUCAGUUCCCCGUGUAGACAUUGCUUUCUUGAAAGGCUGUCAUGAUUUCUUCAUCUGACUUGAAGGAGUUUCCAAUGGGGAGAAGACAAUGUCUUCUCGCCUUAUUUCAAACACCCAGGAAGCCGUAAAAAAGCCGCCUCCUUUAUUAGAUGAGGCCACGAUGCUUCCUUAGGGAUAUCGGAAGUUUGCUUGAAAGCUACUCUGACUGGGGUUGGUGGACAGGUCCACCAGGAUUUACAUUAAAAAAUGAAGAGUAGGCAUGUCAUUAUAUGUCAAUAAAAAUGCGGGGCGGGGGAGAAAUAGGCUUCUUUUGAAGGUAGACCUAGAAAUUGUGUUAGCCACGGCCAUCUAAAAUGUACUCUCAUCUCUUAGGUAUACGUAAGUUUUUACUCGGUUUGUGAGUUGCAUGCCUAUACACUAUUUUUUACAGAAAUACAGUAGUGUCCCAUCACCUCCAAAAGUUUCCUCCUGCCCUCUUUAUUAGUAUUUUGUGUCUGGGUGAUAAGAAUACUUAGCAUAAGAUCUACCCUCUCGGCAAAUUUUUAAGUAUACAGCACAGUGCCAUUAACCACAGGCAUAACGCUGUUCCACGGGUGUAUGCUUCUCUCUGACAUCAUCAAGUUGUGUACAUUAAAUACGUGCAGCCUUUUGUAGGUCAUACCUCCAUAAAGUGGUUAAAAUAUUUAAAAAUACUUUGAGAGUAGGCAUCUAAACCUGGGAGGAGAUUGACAUUUCAGCCACAUCCAAGCACAUUGUUCAUGGACUGUCUCACUAAAUUCAGGUGUGGUUGGAGCUGAGCUAGUAGGAUGUUGUUACUAUAUUCCCCAUUUUUCUCUUUCUUUCUUUCUUUCUUUCUUUCUUUCUUUCUUUCUUUCUUU